This is a messenger RNA of Eruca vesicaria subsp. sativa (arugula), 1422 nucleotides long. The record is from the annotation of a GenBank genome assembly. NCBI's taxonomy places the organism in Eukaryota, Viridiplantae, Streptophyta, Magnoliopsida, Brassicales, Brassicaceae.
AUGGAGUUUAAAUCUUCUUCACCUUCGAGUCCAAUUCAUGUAAUGCUCGUGUCGUUUCACGGACAAGGCAGUGUCGGUCCGCUUCUCCGUCUAGGCAAGGUAAUUGCUUCAAAGGGAACAGUCGUUACGUUCGUCACUACGGAGAACUGGGGCAAGAAAAUGAGACAAGCCAACAAGAUCGUCGAUGGUGAGCUUAAACCGGUUGGUUCCGGUUUAAUCCGGUUUGAGUUUUUCGACGAUGGAUGUGCGGAAGAUGAUGUCCGGAGAGGUACUUCCUUGUACAUCCCACAGCUAGAACGAUCCGGGAAACGAGAAGUAACGAAACUCGUGAGGAGAUACGAGGAAAAAAACGAACCCGUCUCUUGUCUGAUCAAUAACCCUUUUGUCCCAUGGGUUGGGGACAUUGCGGAAGAGUUAAACAUUCCGUACGCAGUGUUGUGGAUACAAUCUUGCGCUUGUUUCUCUUCUUAUUAUCAUUACCAAAAUGGUUCUAUUCCUUUCCCAACAGAAGCAAAGCCUGAUCUCGAUGUUAAACUCCCAUGCGUUCCUGUCUUGAAGCACGACGAGAUCCACACCUUUCUCCAUCCUUCUUCUCCAGUCACGGGCCUACGAGACGCGAUUCUUGGACAGUUCAAGAAUCUGAGUAAGUCCUUUUGUGUUCUACUCAACUCCUUCGACGCCAUGGAGCAAGAAGUGAUUGAUUACAUGUCGAAACUCUUUCCGAUAAAAACCAUCGGACCGCUUUUCAAACUCUCCAAGACGGUAACCUCUGAUGUAAGCGGUGACUUCUGCGAACCCUCGGAUCAGUGCCUCGAGUGGUUGGACUCGAGGGGAGAAGCGUCAGUUGUGUACAUCUCUUUCGGGACGGUUGCGUAUUUGAAGCAAGAGCAGAUGGAAGAGAUGGCUCAUGGAGUUUUGAAAUCCGGUUUAACGUUCUUGUGGGUGAUUAGACCACCUUUACCAGAUUUAAAUCUUGAGACUCUUGUCGUGCCUCAAGAGAUUAAAGAAGCGUGUGGUGAGGGUAAAGGGAAGAUUGUGGAGUGGUGUCCACAAGAGCAAGUGUUGGCUCAUUCUUCAGUGGCGUGUUUUGUGACUCACUGUGGAUGGAACUCGACGACGGAGGCUUUGAGUUUGGGUGUUCCAGUGGUUUGUUUUCCGCAGUGGGGAGAUCAAGUCACCAACGCGGUUUAUAUGAUUGAUGUUUUCAAGACGGGAGUGAGGCUUGGCCGUGGAGCUGCGGAUGGGAGGAUUGUGCCGAGGGAGGAAGUGGCGGAGAAGCUUUUGGAAGCGACGGUUGGGGAGAAAGCGGUGGAGCUGAGGAAGAAUGGUUUGAAGUGGAAGGUGGAGGCGGAAGCAGCUGUGGCUCCCGGGGGUUCGUCGGAAAAGAAUCUCAUGGAGUUUGUGGAGAAGUUAGGCGUGUGA